AUGGCAGAACUAGCGGCCAGCCUGGUGGUUGGGCCGCUGGUGUCCCUGCUGAAGGACAAGGUGUCCAGCUACCUCCUGGACCAGUACAACGUGAUGGAGGGCAUGGAGAAGCAGCGCAAGAUCCUCAAGCGCAAGCUGCCUGCCAUCCUCGACAUCAUGGCCGAUGCCGAGAAGCAGGCGUCUCGCCGAGGAGGAGUAAAGGCAUGGCUUGAGGAGCUCAAGAUGGUGGCGUACGAGGCGAACGACGUCUUUGACGAGUUCGAGUACGAGGCGCUCCGCCGUCGAGCCAAGAAGAAUGGGCACAUCACCAAGCUCGGCAUGGCUGGAGUAAAACUCUUCCCUACUCACAACCGUGUCGCAUUCCGUAGCAGGAUGGGAAACAAGCUUGACAGCAUUGUUGAGGCCAUCAAGGUCCUUGUGGAGGAAAUGAAAGAUUUUGGAUUCGACAAGCUUCAGCCUGAGGCACCAGCAUGGAAGGAGUGGCGUCAGACAGAUUCCAUUAUCGUCGACCCCGAAAAAAUUGUUAGCAGAUCUAGAGAUAAGGAGAGGGAGAAAAUUAUUGAGGUAUUGCUCAGCCAUCAAGCUAGCAGUGGUGAUCUCUUAGUUCUUCCCAUCGUUGGAAUGGGAGGAUUGGGCAAGACCACCCUCGCUCAACUCAUCUACAAUGACCCUCGAGUCCAGGAGCAUUUCCAACUUCUAAAUUGGGUAUGUGUCUCAGAUGAUUUCGAUGUCCGCAAUCUUGCCAUCAAGAUAUGUGAUUGUGAUGCUUCGAAGACAACCCUUGAGAAGGCACUCAACAACCUUCAGGAACAUCUUAGGGGAAAGAGGUAUCUUCUUGUAUUGGAUGACGUAUGGAAUAAGGAUGUUGACAAAUGGGGAAAGUUGAAGGCAUGUCUUAAUCAAGGCGGUGUCGGUAGUGCCAUAUUGACAACGACUCGUGAUAAAGAAAUAGCCGAAUUCAUGGGUACAGUAGCAAACAACUCAUCAUGGAAAAAUAAAUACCAUGAUGUGGCAAUUUUGGACAUAGAAUUCAUACAUGAAAUUAUUGAAACAAGAGCUUUCAGUUUGCAGAAGACUAAGCCAGAGGAGCUAGUUAAGUUGGUUGGCCCGAUUGCAGAGAGAUGUGUUGGAUCUCCAUUGGCAGCCAAAGCAUUGGGGUCUGUAUUGUGUAACAAGACCACUAAGGAAGAAUGGGAGGACAUAUUACAUCGAAGCAGGAUAUGCGAUGACGAGACCGGGAUUUUACCUAUACUCAGGCUCAGCUAUAAUGACUUGCCAACUGACAUGAAGCAAUGCUUUGCCUUUUGUGCUAUGUAUCCAAAGGAUUAUCAAAUUGAUGUUGAAGAGCUUAUCCAACUAUGGAUGGCCAAUGGUUAUAUCUCAGAUCAAAACAAGGUACCUGCUGAAACCAUGGGUAAACGGAUUGUCAAUGAGAUGGUUUCAAGGUCAUUCUUCCAGUAUGAGGAGCAAAGAAGGAUUGGGUAUAGUUCUACAACUUUUGUGAAGAUCCAUGACCUCAUGCAUGAUGUUGCACUUUCUGCUUCAGAGAAGGAGUGUGUUUGUAUAACUGAUGAAUUCUUUCGAAGUGGUGACUUGCUUCCUAGUGUUGCUUGGCAUAUACAGUUUCAAAGAAGCACAAACAAAAAGGAAUUAAACUUUUUAUUUGGUACUACGAGGGAAAUGUUUCCACAUAUACAAACAAUGAUAUUUGAUAGAUCUGAUUAUUACCAUGAAGAUGUGCCACAUUCAUCAAAAUUUAGUUCUCUCCGAGCACUUUCUAUGCCAGUAUCAGGGGCUCAUUUGUCAAUAAAAGCAAAGCACUUGUGCCACCUUAGGUACCUUGAUCUCUCAGAUAAUGAUGGCAUCAAAGCACUUCCAGAUGAUAUAAGCAUCCUAUAUAGUCUCCAGACACUAAAACUUUCUAACUGCAGCAGUCUCAAAAGACUUCCUGAGCAAAUGAAGCACAUGAGUAGCCUUCGUCAUCUCUACACAGAUGGGUGCACGAAGCUGGAGUGCAUGCCUCCAGAGCUUGGACGAAUCACCUCGCUUCGAACAAUUACAUGGUUUGUAGUGGGAAGUGGCUUGAAUUGUGGCAGUCUUGGAGAGCUAAAGGAUUUAAAUAUUGGUGGUUCAUUAAUGCUAAAGCAGCUCGAAAAUGUGACAGUGAGAAGAAAUGCAAAAGCAGCCAACCUUGAGAAUAAGAAGGAAUUGAGACAACUGUCACUAGAGUGGACAAGUGGUAAGGAGGAUGAACAACAAUGUCAUGAGGUGCUACAGAGUCUCGAAGCUCAUGAUGGACUGCUGGCUCUAGAAAUAUAUUCCUACCAAGGCACCAGUUUCCCAUCAUGGAUGGGUAUGUUGAAAAACAUGGUUGAGCUUCGGUUAUCUAAUUGUAGUAAGGUGGAUCAGCUCCCUGAAUUGGAACAGCUAGCAGAACUACAAGUUCUUCAUUUGGAAGGAUUGGGAAAAUUACAAUUCCUGUGUAGCAGCUGUACAUCCUCCACAUUUGGAAAGCUUAAGGAUCUUAAGCUAGUUAAUGUUCAGGUUUUUGAUAGAUUUUGUCAGGCAGCACAUGGAGGUAUCGUAGCAUUUCCUCAGCUUGAGAUAUUGCACAUUAAGGGCUGUGACGUGUUGUCAGAGGUUGUCAAUCUUCCCUCGUCCCUCAGGGAAAUAGAUAUUCAAAAUUGCUCCAAACUACGGUUCAUAUCAGGCCAGCUGGAUGCACUCGAAAGCGUAGUAAUUGCGGUCUGCCCGGAGUUGCGGUCACUAGAAUCAUUACGUAUCAUAGAUCUCUCAGCACUGGAAUCCCUCCUUCUGCACGGUUGCAAAAGCCUGGCAUCCUUGCCCAGUGGGCCAGAACCACAAGACUACUCAUCUCUUCGUCGGCUUGUAAUUAGGGAGUGCCCAGGUAUCAAAUCGCUCGCUUCGGCUCUGCAGCAGCGACUGGACAGCGGCCUCGAGUAUACGUAUCUAGAUUCUCGUCUUGAAGCUCAUGAUAAGGAUGCUUUUGCGCUUGCAUGUGGACUCAAAAAGCUGAACAUGGAUGCGGCAGGCAGGAGGCUGCUUCUGCUUCCAAUAGGGUUCCUUCCAUUGCAACGACACGAGUAA
Miscanthus lutarioriparius is the source of this 3108-nucleotide messenger RNA. Lineage: Eukaryota; Viridiplantae; Streptophyta; Magnoliopsida; Poales; Poaceae. The record is from the annotation of a GenBank genome assembly.